GCAAGGAGUCUCAUAAAAUCAAUUGGGGACCAAAUUUUAAACGCAAAGAGAACAAAAAAAAAAAAAAAAAUUCCUUCUACAACUUAACUGUAAGAAAAGUCAUGGAAUUAGUUGAAAGUGAUACAACAGGCCUCACUGAAGAAGAGAAAAUAUUUUCCGAAAAUUUGCGAAAUGAAGAUGAGGCAAUAUUGGAACAAAUUGCUAUUGAUCUUCUACACAACGAUGCAGUCGAUCAAGUAAUCGAGCUUUCAGCGAUACCUUGUAUGGGGACAAUGGUCUUCAAGUGCUUAAAUGAACAAAAUAUCAACGGCAUUUGCGAGAUGUUUCGCUAUAUGUGGAAGAUAUUACAUCGUUCUUUAUUGGAGAAUAUGCUCGGGGAAGAAAUUAAGAAUUCAGUGGAAUAUCUACUUGAAACGCUGCAAUGGACAGUACUACCGGAAGCAGGACUAAAAAUUAUUUUGCAAUCUGAGGAAGCUUUACCACCAUUUAUUUUGCCAGAAGUUCUUGGACCCAUCAGCAAGAGAUGCGAAAAACCAACCUCAACAUUAUACGAUACGAAAAAGGGAAUUUGUGCUCGCUGUUGGAAUAACUGUUCUUUGUUGAAUCCAGCUUUGUUGAAUUGUUGAAUCCAGCUUCUCAAAUAAUGCCCGGUUAUUUGUACUUCGCUAAAGAAGAGAAGAGACAAAGUUUAACCCUGGUCUUCACUUGUACACGACAUUCCGGGUCUGAUAUGUUAACAAACGAAGAAGAAACUUUUAAAAAUCUGGAAAUGUCAUUCAGAGAAUC
Messenger RNA from Daphnia pulicaria, 786 nucleotides. RefSeq lists its product as uncharacterized. The coding region runs from base 102 to 626 and encodes 174 amino acids. The record is from RefSeq and is a predicted model, not a curated record. NCBI's taxonomy places the organism in Eukaryota, Metazoa, Arthropoda, Branchiopoda, Diplostraca, Daphniidae. The transcript has 3 exons.